CAAAAAUAGCUCACACCGUCAAAAAAAAAAAAAAAAAAAUCCCGCUCAUCCAACUUGUAGCUCCUCCAGCGGUUAGCCGCGCUGUCUUCCUCUCCUCCACCUGCAGGACAGCUGCGCGCCGCCUGCCACGUCUCUCCUCUGGAGUGGACGCGUAAAGUGGGGGCGCACUGCUCAGCCAUCAGAGCCCCGCGCAGAGAGAUGUGCAGCAGUGACUGAGGAGAGCAGCGCCGGGCUCAUCGUCCACCUCCACUCCGAAGAUUCUUGUGCGCAGGCUCUUAGUUGAAGGACAGUUUUCUUUCUUCUUCUUCUUCUUCUUCUUCUUUUUUUCCCCCUUGGCGUGGUUUUGCUUUUUUGGCAUCCCCACCUUCCCCGAAAGAGAGAGAGAGAGAGAGGGAGGGAGAGAGAGAGCGGAGGCACAUUGUCUGUGGCGCAGCGCGACAGUGCGGUGUCCGAUUACAAGCCGUGCGCCGAGGAGCCACCGGCACAGAGCGCUUCACUGUGGGGCAGAAAUAGCACACGGGGGCUCCGGAGGGACGACAGACAGCACAGAGGGAUCUCUGCAGACACAGAGAGAAGGAGUUUAACCGAAGCACGCUUUUUUUUUUCUCUCCCUUACAAGUGACACAGCACAACUGAGGAUAUAUCAUCUUCAGCUCAUCUUUUUCCCCCCUUUUGUUUUUUGUCCUUUUCCACUCUUCUCAGCGGGACGAGACGCGCAGCUUCGCUCCUCAUAGAUGAACGGGAGUUGGGCACCUCACUUGGUGUGUCUCUCCAAUGCUCUUGGCCCCUGAGGCCUGAGGAGAAGUGAGCCGAGCCCAGGCCCCAAUGGGACGCCCUGUUACCCAGCAUGCACUGCUGCUGCUGCAGUGCAUGCUGGUCCUGCGGCCUGGAAGCGUGGCCAGUAGGAGAGGGCCGGUGCUGCUGCCGGAGUCGCCCUGUCACAAGACGGAGCACCCGCUCAUCCCACACUCCGAGAUGGAGCCGUGGAUCUUCAGGUUCAAGGCGGAGGGCACGGUGGAUUACUCACAGCUGACCUUCGACCCCGGCCAGAACGAACUGAUCGUCGGUGCCAGAAAUCACCUCUUCAGGCUCAAUCUGGAAGACCUGACACUGAUCCAGGAGGCUGAGUGGCACUGCGAUGAGUUCACCAAGGGAGCCUGCUUCAGUCGUGGAAAAUCUGAGGAGGAGUGCCAGAACUACAUCAGGGUGCUGCUGGUGAAUGGGAACAGGCUGUUUACCUGCGGAACCAACGCCUUCACCCCCAUCUGCACCAACCGAACGCUGACAAAUUUGACAGAGAUCCAUGAUCAGAUCAGCGGGAUGGCCAGGUGUCCCUACAACCCCCUCCACAACUCCACUGCUCUCAUCACCUCCAGCGGGGAGCUUUACGCUGCCACGGCCAUGGACUUCUCCGGGCGAGACCCCGCCAUCUACCGCAGCCUGGGCGGCCUGCCACCGCUGCGCACCGCACAGUACAACUCAAAGUGGCUGAACGAGCCGAACUUCGUCUCCUCCUAUGAUAUCGGCAAUUUCACGUACUUCUUCUUCCGGGAGAACGCGGUGGAGCACGACUGUGGCCGGACGGUGUUCUCCCGAGCGGGCCGCGUCUGUAAGAACGACAUCGGCGGCCGCUUCCUCCUGGAGGACACGUGGACCACCUUCAUGAAGGCCAGGCUGAACUGCUCCCGGCCAGGAGAAAUCCCCUUUAACUAUAACGAGCUUCAGGGAACAUUUUACCUGCCUGAGCUGGAGCUACUCUAUGGCAUUUUCACUACCAACGUAAACAGCAUUGCUGCAUCUGCGGUGUGUGCCUUCAAUCUUAGCGCCAUAUCACAGGUUUUCAACGGGCCCUUCAAGUACCAGGAGAACUCGCGGUCAGCGUGGCUGCCCUACCCCAACCCCAACCCGGACUUUCAGUGCGGCACCAUUGACUCCGGCUCCUACGUGAACCUGACUGAAAGAAACCUGCAGGACGCUCAGAAGUUUCUGCUGAUGCACGAGGUGGUCCAGCCCGUGGUUCCCGUGCCCUACUUCAUGGAGGACAACGUGCGCUUCACUCAUGUGGCGGUGGAUGUGGUGCAGGGGAAAGAUAUGCUGUUACACAUCAUAUACUUGGCUACUGAUUACGGUACUAUCAGGAAAGUGCUCUCUCCUCUCAAUCUGUCCACGGGGAGCUGCCUAUUGGAGGAAAUCGAGCUGUUCCCACCCAGGAAGAGGCAGCCGAUCCGGAGCCUGCUGAUCCUGCACAGCCGGAGCGAGCUUUAUGUGGGUGUUAGAGAUCAGGUCAUCAAGAUCCCGCUCAAGAGAUGCAGCUACCACAAGAGCAGAGAGGCCUGUGUGGGGGCCAGGGACCCAUACUGUGGUUGGGACCUGUUGUUGAAGAAAUGCACCACGCUGGAGGAGAGUGUCAGAAUGAGCCAGUGGGAGCAGAGCAUCACAAAAUGCCCCAUCCGCAACGUGACUGUGGACGGAGGCUUCGGCUCCUGGUCAGGCUGGUCUACAUGUAGUCAUAAUGAUGGAGGCAGCGCGGGGUCCUGUCUAUGUCGGACACGAGCCUGUGAUAACCCCGCCCCUCAGUGUGGAGGCCAGCAGUGCUAUGGCAUCAGCGUGGAGGUCGCCAACUGCUCCAGAAACGGAGCCUGGACUCCCUGGACCUCCUGGUCUCCCUGCAGCACCAGCUGCGGCAUCGGCUUCCAGGUCCGACAGCGCUCCUGCAGCAACCCGACCCCUCGCCACGGCGGACGAGUGUGUGUGGGCCAGAACCGCGAGGAGAGGUACUGUAAUGAACACCUGCCCUGCCCGCCACAUGUCUACUGGUCAGCCUGGUCGGCAUGGGAACGCUGCACCCAGCCUUGUGGCGGAGGCAUCCAGUCACGUCGCAGAACCUGUGAGAACGGCAACGACUGUCCCGGGUGUGGUCAGGAGUACCAGUCGUGCAACACCCUGCCAUGUCCCGACCUGAAGAAGACCACGCCCUGGACUCCCUGGACCCCGGUCAACAUCUCUGACAACGGCGGCCACUACGAGCAGCGCUUCCGAUACACUUGCAAAGCGCGCAUCCCGGACCCCAGCCUGCUGGAGGUGGGCAGGCAGAGGAUCGAGAUGCGCUACUGCUCCAGCGAUGGCUCCACGGGCUGCUCCACCGACGGAGAAGUGCUUCGUCUCGGGAGGAUCUCAGGCCACACGGUGAACGGAGGCUGGUCUUCCUGGAGUUCCUGGUCCCAGUGCAGCCGAGACUGCAGCCGGGGAAUCCGCAGCCGAAAGAGGACCUGCAGUAACCCAGAGCCCAGAUACGGAGGACAGACCUGCCUGGGGCCAGCGCAGGAGUAUCAGGAGUGUAAUAUCACCCCUUGUCCAGUGGACGGCAGCUGGUCGUGCUGGUCUUCAUGGUCCAAGUGCUCUGUGACGUGCGGAGGGGGACACUACAUGAGGACGCGAACCUGCAGUAACCCCCCGCCGGCUUACGGAGGGGACAUCUGCCUGGGUCUGCACACUGAGGAGGCACUGUGCAACACACAAGUCUGUCCAGAGAGCUGGUCCAGCUGGUCGGAGUGGUCCCACUGCGACUCCAACGGGGCCCAGAUGCGUGUGCGUCACUGCGACGUCCUGUUUCCCACCGGAAACCAGUGCUUGGGAAACAACAGCGAGACCAGACCGUGCUCCCCUGACUCCAAUUUUAUACCAGAAGUCUCGAUUGCACGCUCCAGCCAAGAGGAGAGGCGCUGUGGAGACUUCAACCUCUUCCACAUGAUCGCCGUGGGGCUCAGCAGCUCCAUCCUCGGCUGCCUGGUCACCCUGCUGGUGUACUCGUACUGCCAGCGCUACCAGCAGCAGUCGCACGACGCCACCGUCAUCCACCCCAUCUCGGCCGCCCCGCUCAACACCAGCAUCACCAACCACAUCAACAAGCUGGACAAGUACGACUCGGUGGAAGCCAUCAAGGCCUUCAACAAAAACAACCUGAUCCUGGAGGAAAGAAAUAAGUACUUCAACCCACAGCUUGCCGGGAAGACAUAUACCAACGCAUACUUCACCGACCUCAACACCUACGAUGACUAUUAACCCUCGAUUCAGCAGUUCAGACUCCAUACCAUAGAGAGGACGCCAACCCUUUCAUCCAUUUUUUUUUGUUGACUGUAUUCUUUUCUGUGUGCUUUGUAUUGAGAUUCGUGACACCAUGCGUGGGAUAGUCCCACUCUUACAUAUGUAAUGUAAAAACAGACACACAGCGUUGCCAACAGAGGGAAAAAUCGCCCACAUUCUCUCAGGUGCCUUGGGGUACGCUCGGAAAGCUCAUAUUUUUUGACUCUCGCUGAGAAACGGACAACUGGAUUUCCCGACGUGGACAAAAAAAAAAAGGGAACAAUUAAGAACUCAAUGAAACUGUGGGAAAAAUGUGAUCCCUUUUAACUUUCCUGUGACGCCUCUGAAAAAAAAAAAGGAAAAAAAAGAAGACCUGUAUUUGUAAUGAUGGGAAAUAACCACAAAACCGCUUUGCAUGACUUCAUCUGACGUGUUUUUCUCUGUUUUCGUUUUGCAUGGUUGGUCGCAUUCCAGGGUUUGGGGGACUCGAGCCUUUUUUCGCUGGUCUUUGGUUCGGGGCUGGUUUUGGAAGUCAUGAAAGCGAAGACUGUGGUGAUGCCUAGUGGCUUUUUACUAUUUACUGCUGCAGCAACCUCCAGACGGAUCAAUAUCAAUCCACCCCCACCCCGAGUCCUCGAAUCAGGAUGUAGAUAUUUGAAGUCUGUGGUCAAGUUUGUCCAUUUCUUUUGUUUUUUUCUUCCUGUUACAGGCUCUCGCAGCUUGCAGUGAUUGAACUUAAAGUUUUUUUUUUGUUUUUUUUUUCAUUUGCUUUUAAAGGUAAAGGUAAAUAUGUUUUGUACAGGAAGUUAAGUUUGAAGCCUAUGUCUGUAGUUUUCUAAAUACAUUUAUUCAAUGUAUCAAGUGUUUAAAGAAUAAAAACAUUUCCUUUUGAAAAAAAGAAAGUUUAUGUGCAUUCUGAAAAUUGGGAGAUUUCUCAUCAGCCCGCAUCGAGUUCAGUCUUUGUCACCGUACUUUUUAUAUUUUUUGUAAAAAAAAAAAAAUAAUAACAAUGAUGUUUUUGAAUUUUGAUAGUGUUCGCUCUUCCUUUUGGCUUCUGAGUUCAGUAUGUAUUUGUGAGAGCAGGAUGUUAAUGGCAUUUACUGUACAGACGGCGCGUAGCAACAAAAAGGUUGUUCUCCUGAACCCCCGACUGGAGUGCUACUCAUAUUACUAUAAGAUGAAAUCCAUUCAUCAAGUUGAGAUAUUUCUGUUUCAGAGUGUAUAACCAAAUAUUAGGUUAUUCAACGGCUCAGUUGCAACUAACUCUUUUUACAUGUUUGCUUGUGUUACUGUGCAUAAAUUAAAAACUGCUUCGUACACAACAGA
This is a messenger RNA of Acanthopagrus latus (yellowfin seabream), 5409 nucleotides long. It is a transcript of the gene sema5a, whose product is annotated as sema domain, seven thrombospondin repeats (type 1 and type 1-like), transmembrane domain (TM) and short cytoplasmic domain, (semaphorin) 5A. Gene Ontology annotation, biological process: neural crest cell migration; negative regulation of axon extension involved in axon guidance; positive regulation of cell migration. Lineage: Eukaryota; Metazoa; Chordata; Actinopteri; Spariformes; Sparidae. The transcript is spliced from 22 exons. The record is from RefSeq and is a predicted model, not a curated record. Gene Ontology annotation, molecular function: semaphorin receptor binding; chemorepellent activity. The coding region runs from base 826 to 4062 and encodes 1078 amino acids.